Panicum virgatum (switchgrass) is the source of this 1245-nucleotide messenger RNA. RefSeq names its product ACT domain-containing protein ACR12-like. Bases 38 to 868 code for a protein of 276 amino acids. Lineage: Eukaryota; Viridiplantae; Streptophyta; Magnoliopsida; Poales; Poaceae. The transcript has 10 exons. The record is from RefSeq and is a predicted model, not a curated record. Gene Ontology annotation, cellular component: chloroplast stroma; chloroplast thylakoid membrane.
GCCCACAGCGAUUCCACUCGACUCCGCCGCGGCCCCCAUGGCUCUCGCCCCCUCCCACCACCUCGUCGGCGUCGCCCCCUCCGCCUACGCCGCCGCGGCCGUCUCCCGCCUGCCGCGGCGGGGGCUCCUCCGCUCCGGAUCCGCGUGCCCUGCUCCGCUCGCGGCCGCGCGGAGAAUAUGUUGCCAAUCUGUCAACUCAGCUAAUGUGUUGGGAGCUUCUUCGAAGACAUCUUAUGAGGGAGUCCCAGUCCCAGUCGUCAUGAUAGAUCAAGAUUCAGACCGUGAUGCGACCAUUGUACAGUUGAGUUUUGGAGACCGUUUGGGGCCACUACUUGACACGAUGAAGGCACUCAAGGACCUUGGCCUUGAUGUCACGAAAGGAACUGUGGCAACUGACUCAGCUGUCACAAAAACAAAGUUCCACAUCAUGCGAUUUGGGCGCAAAGUCGAGGACCCUGACAUGUUAGAGAGGAUACGGCUAACCAUCAUUAACAAUCUUCUGAAAUAUCAUCCUGAAUCGAGCGAGAAGUUAGCAAUGGGUGAAUUUUUUGGGAUAAAAUCCCCUGAGAAGAAGAUUGAUAUUGAUAUUGCAACUCAUGUGGUUGUUGAAGAUGAUGGUCCAAAAAGAAGCAUGCUUUACAUAGAGACAGCUGAUCGGCCUGGCCUACUUCUGGAAAUAAUCAAGAUCAUUGCUGACACAAACAUUGAUGUGGAGUCUACUGAGAUCGACACUGAAGGUUUGGUUGCCAAGGACAAGUUCCAUGUGAGCUACAGAGGUGCAAAACUAAACAGCUCCUUAUCUCAGGUGCUGAUCAAUUGUCUGCGCUAUUACCUCCGAAGGCCCGAGACGGACGAAGACAGCUAUUGAUCGUUAUGUUGUCCAGCCUUCCAAGGACUUCAAAUCAGAAAGCUAUGAACUCUGCCUUGUGUUUCUUUUCUUGAAGUGCCUUGCACAUGAAAUCCCCCUUGUAGCAAACAAAAUGUGGUUCCUCUGUUCCCAAAAUGCGUCUAUAUUAAUACUUAGAUAGUUAGAAGAUGGCAAUGGAUUUGGGUAUCAAAUCAGUUGGAUACUUUGUAGUCAAACAGCUGGGAGCUUCAGGCUUAGGUUUCAGUGGCUGUUAUCCCAUUCGAUUCUGAUUGUGAUGGGUAACAUUGGAAUGUAAAGUACUCGGCUAUGAUGUGUGCUGUGAUGGAAUAAUGGAGCAUUGCCAAAUUACAGGGACAAGCUUUGGUUCCUGCUUCCUA